Molecule: messenger RNA, 1791 nt
Organism: Phascolarctos cinereus (koala)
Lineage: Eukaryota; Metazoa; Chordata; Mammalia; Diprotodontia; Phascolarctidae
Source: RefSeq, a predicted model, not a curated record
CCAAGGCCUUUUUCUCUUAAAAGGUCAUUCAUUGCCCAUUCUGCUUUUCCCACCAGGACCAAUGUCUAUAAAAGUGAGAAUCUGGGGAGCUGCCAGUCCGAUUGGUCUACUGCUGACAGAGGAAGAAAAACCUGAGGAAAGAAGACCAACUGUGAUUGUUCUGGUCCAGAAAUCAGUGGAGGAUCUUUGAAGUGCAUUUCAGAUAACAAAUUGGGACCACAUCCUAGAAUCAGAGAUUUUCAUCCAUAAAGGAAACAUUACCAUCCUCUUCAUCAUUCGGACAGAGCCCUCACUCCACCAGCCCAUGUACUACUUUCUGUCCAUGUUGGCUCUGACAGAUCUGGGUCUGUCUACUGUGACUCUGCCCACUAUGUUCAGCGUCUUUUGGUUCCAUGCCCGGGAGAUCUCCUUCAUUGCCUGUGCAGUCCAAAUGUACUUCAUCCAUGUGUUCUCCAUCAUUGAGUCAGCCGUGUUGCUGGCCAUGGCAUUUGACCGUGUUGUAGCCAUCCGGGAGCCACUUCGUUAUUCAGCUAUCCUUACUAAUGGUGUAAUUAUUAGGAUUGGACUAGCCAGUGCUGGAAGAGCCCUGAUGCUGGUCUUCCCAGUUCCUUUCCUUUUGAAAAGGUUGCAGUUUCAUACCAUCAAUACUCUCUCCUACCCCUUUUGUCUACACCAGGAUCUCAUCAAGCUGACAGUGUCCAGCCGUAGGAUCAGCAGCAUCUAUGGACUUCUGGUGGUCAUCUCCUCCAUGGGACUGGACUCAGUACUGCUUCUGCUAUCCUACAUGCUCAUCGUAGUCACAGUACUGAGUGUUGCCUCCAAGACAGAGAGGGUCAAAGCUCUCAACACCUGUAUCUCCCAUAUUUGUGCUGUGCUUACUUUCUACACGCCCAUGAUUGGGUUGUCCAUGAUACGUCGUUAUGGACAGAAUGCCUCCCCAAUUGUCCAUGUGCUGAUGGCUGAUGUCUACCUGCUUGUCCCACCACUAAUGAACCCUAUUGUAUAUAGUGUCAAGACCAAACAGAUUCGCCUGCACAUCCUCAAGAAGUUCAAGAAGCAGAAGGGAUAAGGGGACCCAAAACCUUUUCUUCUUAAUAGUAAUGAUCAUACCUCACCUUUACUUAGCAUUUUAAUCUUUUUCCAAAGAAUUUUCACAUAUCUUAUGGCAUUGGCAAUGAAGGACCUAAAUUGUCUUGUUUGUUUGUUUUCUUGAAGCAGAAGAAGUUUGAUGAAAUGAGACAGAUGAUGACUGGAGCUAAAAAGGAGUCCUUGUGUUUGGACCUGUCACAUAAAAGAGGGAAGAAACUUGGUUUACUUAGAAAUGGGAAAAGGUAUAUAGAAGGGACAUAAAGGCAGAUUUCAGCUAAGUACAACAAAAAGUAUACUAAAAAAUGAAUAUUCAAAAUGAGAAUGUCUUUCCACUGAAACUGUGAGGUCUUCAACACUUGAUUAUAGAAUUCUGGAUCAGCUACUAAAAGGGACUUUAGUGGUCACUGAGUCCUAUUCCUUUAUCUCAAAUAUGAAGAAAAUGAGGCCCACGGAACUGAAAUUACUUUUCCAGGAUCAAAUAGAUAGUGCACUAAGUGGCAGAGAAUCAACCCAUAUCUUCUGAUUCAUAUCCAGAAAUUUCAUCAUGAUGACAUGCAACUUAUUCUUAUCUCUUAAUAAGAUCAUUGAAAGAGGCUUUCUGGUACUCCUUCAUUUAUGGCCUCACUCGAACCUACCCAUCCUUAUCUGUAUGGGAGGGAGAGAUCCAAUACCUCUGAGUAUCUGGUGAAGUACUAGGAAGAA